This is a messenger RNA of Anneissia japonica, 715 nucleotides long. RefSeq lists its product as uncharacterized. Bases 44 to 715 code for a protein of 223 amino acids. The transcript has 5 exons. NCBI's taxonomy places the organism in Eukaryota, Metazoa, Echinodermata, Crinoidea, Comatulida, Comatulidae. The record is from RefSeq and is a predicted model, not a curated record.
GUUCACAAUGAAGAAACAAGUGUAAAAAAUAAAUUGUAGGACGAUGAAUUUUAUCUGGAAAUCAAUAUCUAUAGUGUUAAUAUUUACAUCGAUAACAGGUGAUUGCAAGGAAGAAUGUAUGUCAGACCUAAAACUGGCAGCAGUAAGCAAUACUGUAUUUGGCUUGAAUGUAAAAGAACUAAGAAAUAAGGAGCGGUGUAUUCAGAAUGCUAUAGAUACGUCAUGGAUUCUUCAAAUGAAUGACACUGAAGCUGGAAUUUCUCUAAAUUAUUCCGUAAAAUGUCAGCAAGGCUGCCAGCAUUGCAAUGAUGAAUCCCUUCGACCAUAUCCUCCACAAGAGAUUACUUACAGAUCAACGACUGGAUCAGACUUGUGUGUCGGAUGGAAAGGAAAUGUAUCAACAAAUUAUACAAUGUAUUAUAGACAAGGAAGAGGAUACUGUUCAGAUGAGUACCAACGGUGCACAGCAGAUAAGUCAGAGAACGAAUUUUUCGAAUGCUGCCCACAAAAUCUUCAUCCGGUUUCUCCUAUUUACGUGAAGAUAAAUUAUGAAAACAAAUAUAUGCAUGUGAACGGUAUAUUAUACUGGUUGAGAGCUCAGACUAUAUGUAAGCAAAUGUCAACAACACUGGUUAGCUACACUGCUAACGAUAAUGAGUGUGAUGACGAUAACCUUAAUAAUAACACUAAUUUAAUAACACUUAGGCCUUUUUAA